Messenger RNA from Lepisosteus oculatus (spotted gar), 1398 nucleotides. It is a transcript of the gene c2h1orf198, whose product is annotated as chromosome 2 C1orf198 homolog. NCBI's taxonomy places the organism in Eukaryota, Metazoa, Chordata, Actinopteri, Semionotiformes, Lepisosteidae. The record is from RefSeq and is a predicted model, not a curated record.
GGGCCUCUCCCUUUUCACAACAGUUGGCAGUAAAAUGGCCACGGCGGCGGUAGCCGGGAGUGAUGGCCACGGAAUGGAGGAGAAGAAGUUUGAGUAUUUUUCUUCCAUUAACUCAAUGGCCAAGAAGAUUAUGCUGGAAAGGGAGAAGAUUAAGGAAAAUCAUGGAUCCAACUGGGAUAAAAUGACUCCUACCGAGCAGGACACGGCCAUUGAUAACUGGAUGAUGGAUCCCCAAAUCAGAGCCCGGUAUGCAAUGCACAGGUUUGACCGAGACGAAGUUGUGUGUUACCCCAAACUAAUCAUCCAAACUGGACAGAAAAUUGUACACUUCGGUGAAGAGGAUAUAACUUGGCAGGAUGAGCACUCUGCACCUUUCUCCUGGGAAACAAAGAGCCAGAUGGACUUCAGCCUGACAUUGACUGCAGCUCCAGAACAGGCAAUCUCCUCUUCGCAAGCUGAUGCAAAGCAAACCAUAAAAAAUUCACAGCCAUCAAAGGUGUCCCAGAACAUCCAAACAGUGAAAGUGUCCCAGAAUGGAAAGGCUCUCAAUGGAGACAGUUUUGGUCUGAGCAGGAAGGAAGAGGAGUCGUCAUUCUGGAAGAUCAGUGCCGAAAGGUCAAGACUGGAGGGUGAGCAGGCUGAUUUUCAAUCCCUAACACCCAGCCAGAUCAAAUCUCUUGAGAAAGGAGAAAAAACGCUGCCCUCAUACUUGCGACAAGAAUCUAACCCUAGAGACAAAGAGGAGCAGAGAACCGAGAGACCUCGAGCCCCCAAAACAGAAAAGCCAGCACCCAUCAGUGUGUCUUCAACUGUGGCAGGAUGGGAGCGUGUUCAGACCAGCCUCCCUUCUGUCAGCAUAUUAGAUGACGUCUUCACUCCAGGACCAGAAACCAAGUCUCCCAUUCACACUGUCGAUACCUCGAAGGAUGAUGAUAAAGAGGAGUCAACUCUGGCAGCAAGUCCUACCUUCUCCCAGUUUAAUACAAGUAGCACCAUUCUGAAGACAGGGUUUGACUUUCUGGACAACUGGUAAAAAAAGGCCUGGUGGAAGGAUACUCUUAAGAAAUGAACCUCAAGUUUUCUUAUGUGAGCUGUGGAAACCCACUAUAAUAGAGCUGUCUUCGAACUUAACAUUGAUUAUUCCAUCUGUUAAUGCAAACAUGCUUUAUUUUUCAUUAACUAAAUUUUCCAAUAUCUGACUGUUAUAUGGCUUAGUCAUAAUGACCUCUUACUAGUCUUGAGCAAGUGUGCUGUAUGCAUUUAUAUGUAUUUAAAGUUGUGCAUUUAUUGUAAAGCAUGUUUACUAAGUUUAAUACAUCUUUGUCUGGCUUUGUCCGUCUUUGUCUCCAGCCAGAUUACAACACCAUUAUGUAAUAAUAAAAUUAUUUGAAAUUCUGA